Messenger RNA from Carassius gibelio (silver crucian carp), 1124 nucleotides. Its product is annotated as DNA-directed RNA polymerase II subunit RPB7. Gene Ontology annotation, cellular component: RNA polymerase II, core complex; P-body. Gene Ontology annotation, molecular function: translation initiation factor binding; single-stranded DNA binding; single-stranded RNA binding. Gene Ontology annotation, biological process: positive regulation of translational initiation; DNA-templated transcription; positive regulation of nuclear-transcribed mRNA poly(A) tail shortening. Lineage: Eukaryota; Metazoa; Chordata; Actinopteri; Cypriniformes; Cyprinidae. The record is from RefSeq and is a predicted model, not a curated record. The coding region runs from base 144 to 662 and encodes 172 amino acids. The transcript has 8 exons.
CUUUUAAUUUGAAAAGUCUCCCGGAAAUACUCUUGUAGCUGCUUUCGCGGUUUUGAGUGGCGGUUCAUGAACAAGGAAAAACCAACACUUGCUGAUUUUUUAAUUUAAAAUCAAUACUUUUGGAAGACCAAAACUCUUAAGAGAUGUUUUAUCACAUCUCUUUGGAGCAUGAGAUUCUCCUCCAUCCACGAUACUUUGGACCGAAUCUUCUGAACACAGUCAAACAGAAGCUGUUCACCGAGGUGGAGGGAACAUGUACUGGGAAGUAUGGCUUUGUUAUUGCAGUGACCACAAUCGAUAAUAUUGGGGCCGGUGUUAUCCAGCCUGGCAGAGGUUUUGUGUUGUAUCCCGUCAAAUACAAAGCCAUCGUGUUUCGUCCCUUUAAGGGAGAAGUUGUGGAUGCUGUUGUCACACAGGUUAACAAAGUUGGACUCUUUACAGAAAUUGGCCCCAUGUCUUGUUUCAUUUCUCGUCAUUCUAUCCCCUCCGAGAUGGAGUUCGACCCAAACUCAAAUCCUCCAUGCUAUAAGACAGUCGAUGAGGACAUUGUGAUCCAACAAGAUGAUGAAAUUCGACUGAAGAUUGUGGGAACUCGAGUGGAUAAAAAUGAUAUUUUUGCCAUUGGAUCUCUCAUGGAUGACUACCUGGGUCUUGUGAGCUGAUUCUUAUACCAAGAAUAUGGGAAGUAUGAAAUGCUGUGGUGAUGCUAAAUAGUUUGUAUAUACUGUAAUUAUAUACUGUAAUGCCUUUUUUCUUUCUCUUGUUUUAUUGUCAUUUUUAUGCCCAUGUUAGUAUAUCCAUAGUUUUUCCAUGGUAACAGUUGAAUUGUGAAACAGCAUAAAGUCACAUUGUAACAAACUGUAGUUCAGCAGUGGCUCUGUGUGAUGAAAGACUUUCAACUGUUUGAUUUAAAGAGAUGCAGCAGAGAAAAGAGUCAGUAUCUUCAGUUGGGCUCUUCUGAAAGACCCUGUGAGCAAAACCAGUUCACAAGCGUGUUAUUAGAAGACCAAAGUAAUCAUUCAUCACUUUAUUACAUAAGGUCAUUUUUAAGCUAUUUUUGGAAAUGCCAGCCAGUGUGUACUUGAAUAUCUUUCUUUUGUAAUACAACACUCUCUAAAAAUGUG